GACAACAAACUCAGUUUUCAGCAUGACGUUGUUGUCAUCAACUCGUUUUCAGAUUUCAGACAAGUUAAACCAAUAAACUUUACAAAGAAGAAGCAUCCACUUUACAUUCCGAAAUGGAUUUGAAGAAGGCAAUUAUGGUAUUGUUGAAAUACGACAGGAGCCUCGUUCUCUGAAGGCCAGAAUCUUAAUGUGGGCGGAUGCAACUUUCAAAGACAUGGAAGACAUCAACAAGGCCACUUCCACAGAAGAUCUGGAAAAGGUUCUGAGUUCAGUGUUUCGAAUCGACUCAACUGAUCCAAAGCAAAGAGUCCUGCUGGAGCUUUAUAUAAAUGCAGUAUUGUUCUGCAGAGGAAAGAAGCUCAACAGGGAACAGACUUCUACUCUGCUGUCCAUAUUCAAAAGAGUACAUCAGGCCAACACUGACACACCUCUCAAUAAUGCAGAACAGUGUUUCAACUACUGCAGUGAACUCUUGCUAUGUCAUUCUGUGCGGAGACCUCCUUUCAGCAUCGGUCUCUACAACCUGAAUCAGAUGACAGAUAUCUUGAAGUACUUCACAAACACCUAUAUGAGACAUUAUACAUUAUAUAAGUAUAUCUUCACCCCUCAGAUGUUUUUAGACCUUACUCUUACUUACUCUGGACCAGCAGGGGACAUAGAUCCUAAAAUUGGAAGCCCUCCAGAGAGUCAGGAGGGGGAGAAUGGCAGUACUGGUGUGAAUAUUGAGGGAAAUGAAAGUGGCACAGAUGACAAGAAAACAACUGACAUAAACAGCACACAGCCUGUUGAUAAUGAACAAAAAGACACAGAACUGGCCCUGGACAAAACAGGUGCUGCUAAAAAGCUGGAGCUUCAGAGCCUGGUCCAGCAGGAGGUGAAGAGGGAGAUGCAGCUUGUCAGCGGUCACUUGGAGCAGCGUCUGAAGGAGAGCACCGCCCAGCUCAACACUAUCCUCAGCUCCCUGGAGACAAACGUCCAGACCAAAAAGUGAUACACGCCCGCCGUCAUGAUGUUACUUCAGCCUCAAUAGAGUCUGUCUAUGUCUCCCUCAACUGAA
Molecule: messenger RNA, 1057 nt
Organism: Alosa alosa (allis shad)
Lineage: Eukaryota; Metazoa; Chordata; Actinopteri; Clupeiformes; Clupeidae
Gene: cfap119
Product: coiled-coil domain containing 189
Exons: 9
Coding region: 188-991 (267 amino acids)
Source: RefSeq, a predicted model, not a curated record